UUUUUUUAUUGUUAAAAAUGAAUAUUCAACAUUUCUAUUUUAAGGAUUGAUAGGCCAGCAGCUAUGUCCUAAAAACUAGCAUGCCUAAAGACAAAAAUUUAUUCUCCUUGCAAUAUGGAUAUGGAGAAAAUCGAGACCAUAACGCUGAGAGGAACAAUCAAUUCUUUUUACAACAAUAUUCUCACCCUUUCUUCCGAUCACUUCAUCCGUGAUCGGCCUGAGGUGUUCGGCGGGGCUAUCAUUUUCCGGCGAGUCUUCUCAUCGUCUACUUUGUUAAUUUUUUAAUUAUUUGUGAAAGGGAGAGAAUAUGAGCUGCUUUGGCUGUUUUGGAGGAGGUGCGUACCAUAGAACCGCACAUAAUGGAGGUGGUUACAUGCCCCAAAACAUGGGAGGGAGAGAUGGAAGUUAUCAGUUAAUCGAUAAUGCCCCUCGCAAAUCACCAAUGAUAGUCCAGCCUAUAGCUGUUCCUGAAAUUCCCAUAGAUGAACUAAGGGAAAUUACAGAAAACUAUGGGUCCAAUGCUUUAAUAGGAGAGGGAUCAUAUGGUAGAGUAUAUUAUGGAGUGCUUAAAAACGGACUUUCUGCAGCAAUUAAAAAAUUAGAUGCCAGUAAGCAACCAGAUGAUGAAUUCUUAGCUCAGGUUUCCAUGGUUUCAAGGCUAAAACAUGAAAAUUUUGUCGAACUUCUUGGUUAUUGUGUCGAUGGCAACCACCGUAUUCUUGCCUAUGAGUUUGCAUCAAUUGGAUCUUUGCAUGAUAUCCUUCAUGGGAAGAAGGGUGUGAAAGGAGCACAACCUGGACCUGUUUUGUCAUGGGCACAACGGGUAAAAAUUGCAUUUAGUGCUGCAAGGGGGCUUGAGUUCUUGCAUGAGAAGGCAGUUCCCCACAUUAUUCACCGUGAUAUCAAGUCUUGUAACAUACUGCUCUUUGAGGACGAUGUUGCUAAGAUUGGUGAUUUUGAUCUGUCAAAUGAAGCUCCUGACAUGGCAGCACGACUUCAUUCUACUAGGGUUCUUGGAACGUUUGGCUAUCAUGCUCCCGAGUAUGCAAUGACUGGGCAGCUGAACUCCAAGAGCGAUGUGUACAGCUUUGGUGUUGUCUUACUUGAGCUACUCACUGGUCGUAAACCUGUUGAUCAUACCUUACCUCGUGGACAACAAAGCCUUGUGACAUGGGCUACACCUAAACUCAGUGAAGAUAAAGUAAAGCAGUGUAUUGAUCCGAGACUCAAUGGAGAAUACCCUCCUAAGGCUGUCGCAAAGAUGGCUGCAAUUGCUGCGUUGUGCAUACAAUAUGAAGCUGAUUUCCGGCCAAACAUGAGCAUCAUCGUCAAGGCACUGCAACCUCUGUCGAAUGCUGCACGAUAUGCCGUCAGACAUGAUGUAUACAGAGAAGUAAAUAUCCGGAAGAUGGGUGAAUUCUAAAUGUGUGCAGUGUUCUAAUUCGAUUGGAAAAGCAGUGAUUUGUUGUUCAUAAUGCCAAAUUUGUGACUACUUCAUUGAUCCUGUUGUCUGGAAGUUGCUGUCACAUUGUUUUAGGGCAUACCCUUCUAUUGAUCCAAUAGUUCAUUGUUUGAUAUCUUGUAUUAUUUAUGUGUGGUGUAAUAUACAAUAAUAUUAAUGCAUCUGGACUUAUAAACUCAAAGCAAAGUGGGAUAAAAGCCUACCCUUGGAGUGUAUAAAAAGAAGCUACUCAAAACAACAACUAUAAUGCUGAAGUCUUAAUCAUAAUGAUUAUGAUAUAUAUUGACUAUGUUAGCAAAAAAAAUUGCUACUAUAAUGAUUAUAUUGGGUUUGGUUCUAUUACAUUAUCAUGAUGAAGUAUAAACUAACACUAUUAUCCUUUCAUUAUUAUCGUUUUUGUUAAAAAGUAACUAUCUGAAUUUCUAUUUUACCCUUAAUUUAUUCUCACUUUAAAUAUUACUAUUUUCGUUUUCUAUUGAAGUUCACACAAGAAAUCUUCAUGGAAAUUAAGAAAAAUAAAAUCUUUUAGAUAUUUCAUUGAAUAAUAAAUUGAUUAAGGAAAAGUGGGGAUCAUAAACAUUUAAAAAAUAUUAAAAAAAGUUAGUGGAAAAAAUAUAGGGACCAUAACAUAUUAAAAAAUGUUUUAAAAAGUUAGCGGGAAAUAUAUGAGGAUAAUAAAAAAUAUAAAAAUAAAGUUAGGGGAACAUAUAUAAGGGCUAUAAGUAAUAUUAAAAUAUGUGAUAUAAACAAAAAUGAUUUUUAUAGGAACAACAAUUAGAAUAUCCUAAAAUGACAAAUAAGAACUUCUUUAAGAAAUAGAGAGAGUAACUUUUAUCUACUAUUAUAGGGGUACUAUAGAUAUUAUGCCUUUUACAAUGACAUUUCUUAAAACUUGUGCCAAAAGACAGUGUUACAAGUAAGUAGGACGACAAUGUUUAAGAAAGCAGUGUUGCAAGGAAAUAAGGUGUUCAAAAGAUACUCGACGACCCGAUAUUCACACGACUUUGUAACAAAAUCCUAUUUAACCCGAU
Molecule: messenger RNA, 2493 nt
Organism: Amaranthus tricolor (Joseph's coat)
Lineage: Eukaryota; Viridiplantae; Streptophyta; Magnoliopsida; Caryophyllales; Amaranthaceae
Product: pto-interacting protein 1-like
Exons: 9
Coding region: 308-1423 (371 amino acids)
Biological process (GO): protein phosphorylation
Molecular function (GO): ATP binding; protein kinase activity
Source: RefSeq, a predicted model, not a curated record